Episyrphus balteatus (marmalade hoverfly) is the source of this 1590-nucleotide messenger RNA. RefSeq names its product lysophospholipid acyltransferase 7 (gene frj). Gene Ontology annotation, cellular component: mitochondria-associated endoplasmic reticulum membrane contact site; membrane. The record is from RefSeq and is a predicted model, not a curated record. NCBI's taxonomy places the organism in Eukaryota, Metazoa, Arthropoda, Insecta, Diptera, Syrphidae. Gene Ontology annotation, molecular function: lysophospholipid acyltransferase activity. The transcript is spliced from 7 exons. Bases 50 to 1546 code for a protein of 498 amino acids. Gene Ontology annotation, biological process: lipid modification; phosphatidylinositol biosynthetic process.
AUCCCCUAGCAUCGAUUGGUCGACUGUAUUUUUGAAUGCUCGUGCAAAAAUGAACAUUGACGACAUUGUCUAUCUCGUCUGUCUUCUCUCCUGCAUUGCAUUUGGCUAUUUCUCACGAAGAAUUCAAGAUGAUUCGCAACGAAAACUCCUUGGUACAGCUUUUGGAGUGUUGAUUGUUGUUAUUGUUUCUGGAAUUCAUGUCUUGCAUUGUUUAAUAUCUUUUAGUUUAUGUGCGUUAGCUGUUCAAUAUGCUCAUCCAAGCAAAUGCCAUAUCAUUAGUUUUGCAAUUAUGUUUGGCUAUUUGGUAUUCUUUCGAACAACAACGUACUUUGGACUUCCAUCGCCUCCUGGUCAUACGAAUAUGAUUCAAAUGAUUUUAACCUUAAAGGCAGCAGGAAUUGCUUUUGAAAAAGCAGCUGCUUAUAAAAAAGUCGAACAGAGGAAAAAAGAAGUCGCUGAAAGAAGUCAACCAUCGACUAGUGAACAAAAGGAUUUGGGUCCAAUUGUUGAAUUGACCGAUUAUGAUUUGGAAUUGCAAACUUUAACGACAGUUGAGAUGUUCCAUUAUUGCUUUAAUUAUAUUGGAGUUCUUACAGGUCCUUAUUAUCGCUACCGCACAUACCGUGAUUACUUUGACAUGCCCUUCAAGAACUAUGCAAACUGCAAAGAUUCUACAUUGGAAAAGUUAAAAUAUACAGUAAUGUACGGAGUUAUAUAUCUAGUUGCAAACUCAAUUUGGCCAUUGGAAUAUUCUUUAACUGACGAAUUUGCUAAUGAACGUCACUUCCUAUAUCGAAUCUUCUAUGUUUGGCCAAAUUUCUUAAUUUUCCGUAUGCGAAUUUAUAUUGGUAUAACUCUCAGUGAAUGUGUAUGUACUGCAUCUGGAUUUGGAGCAUAUCCCGUCGAAGCUGGAGCCAUUGAAGGUGAAGGUCCUAAAAAACAAUAUGAUCAUCUUAAACGAGAUGCCGAAAAGAGGGAAUAUAGUUUCAUUACCAUAAAGAAUCUGCGAGCCUAUGAGACUGAGACAUGCUUGACAAUUCGUGAAGCAAUGAAGAAUUGGAAUGUUUGUGUGCAGUAUUGGUUGGCAGUUAAUAUUUAUAAACAGUUCCCCAGCAAAAAAUACAGAACUGUGGUAACUCUUCUUACAUCAUCAUUCUGGCAUGGAUUCAUGCCUGGUCAUUAUCUCUGCAUCAUGGGUGCACUAUUUUACUGUCCCGUCGAAGAUAUGUUUACUGCUCUCUUCCGCAAAGAUGCAACUGGCACCAAACUUAAGAUUGUCAAUGCUCUAUUCUGCAUCCAUAAAUACUAUGGUUUAGGAUAUUUGGGAACUGCAUUCCAACUUUUGACGAUUCAAAAUAUCUGGAAAUAUUAUUCGUCUAUUUAUCAAUUCGGUUAUGUUUAUUGGGCUGUUAUGGCUGUUAUUGCAGUUGUAUUGACUAAAAGAAAGCGUGCCGCUGAAAAGAGAAAGAAGAGAGAAUUAGAGAAAAGAGGCACUGAGGCAGCAGUUGCCGGUGAAUUGAGCAAACAAAAAGAAAAAGCUCAAUAAAAAACAAAAUAUGACAUCACUUUAAUAAUUAUAUAUAUAGUACA